This is a messenger RNA of Bipolaris maydis ATCC 48331, 686 nucleotides long. The record is from RefSeq and is a predicted model, not a curated record. NCBI's taxonomy places the organism in Eukaryota, Fungi, Ascomycota, Dothideomycetes, Pleosporales, Pleosporaceae.
AACGAAGGAGAAACGUAGCCAGACGGUUCGGUCGAGGGAAAUGGAAGCCUGUGGGCGAAUGCAAAAUAGAACGAACAAAAGGAGACAGUCAAGUGUGCUACUGCAUGGGCGUGAAUCGUCGUGGUCCUGGCGGCUUGGUCGCAAGAGAGGGAGAUGUUGACAACGGUGAAGGAAGAGUCCGGCUCGACCAAUAAAAGUAAGAAGCGAAAAAGAAGAAGAGGGAAAAAGACGAGGGCACGCGACGAGACGAGAAGCCGCGUGGCAGAAGAGCGAGCGCGCAAUACAGAAAAGAAGCCGUAGUGCAGGUCGAGGCAGCUGUUAGGCACGAUGCAAGACGUUCUAUAUUGGUUUGACGUCUGCACAACAUCGCUGCCAUCGCCAUUCUGAAGCAAAGCCACACGACGGUCCCACGCGCCAGCCUCAAACAAAGUUACCGUCACUAUGUUGCGGCUAACCCGCCGGGUCGUUGUGACACUUCGCACGUCACACAACUCGUGGGGCCCCUUCGGACUUUCUACCAAACAUAGAACAAGACCACAUUCCAACCACGGCUUUGACACACAACCCUUUGUGCCUCAGGCGGCCAAGAAUCAGCUGUGAGCCUGUCUCAUUAGGCACGCUCCACUAGACGGCCAUGCCUCUCGACUGUCAACAAUCCUUCGAGAGCACCGAGAAGAGUUAUUCGG